Messenger RNA from Corticium candelabrum, 1433 nucleotides. RefSeq names its product glyoxylate/hydroxypyruvate reductase A-like. NCBI's taxonomy places the organism in Eukaryota, Metazoa, Porifera, Homoscleromorpha, Homosclerophorida, Plakinidae. Gene Ontology annotation, molecular function: NAD binding. The record is from RefSeq and is a predicted model, not a curated record. The transcript is spliced from 10 exons. Bases 32 to 1042 code for a protein of 336 amino acids.
UACUACUGUACUGUACUGGACAGUGUAGACCAUGCGCGUUGCUGUAGUCACUGUACUUCGUGGAUUCAUGGAAAUCGAUUUUAACGAGGCUCCUUUUCAAAUCCCUGGAAUCUACGUUCAAAAAAUUAUUCCGAAUACUGUUAGUGACUCUUCGCUUUUCAAUUUGAGAGAAAUGCUGGAUGGGGCAGAGAUAGUAAUUGGAGAUCCUGCGCUGAUUGGUCCUCACUGGUACAACAUGCCGCCUAGCGUCAAAUGGAUACAGUCAACUUGGGCUGGUGUUGACUAUCUCUGCAAAAACUUCGUCACUCCAAGCAAGCCUUCACCGCAAUUUGCUUUCACACGCCUGGGGUCUGGUUUUGAUGUUCCUAUGGCAGAGUACACACUUGGUCAGAUAAUAGCAAUGGAAAGACACUUUCACCACUAUUGUCACGAUCAAGCCGAGAAGAAAUGGGUAUGGAUAGAAUGUGAGUAUGGAGGACAUAGAAAAUUGGAGGAUCUUACAGUGGGCAUACUGGGAGCUGGCAUCAUCGGACAGACCAUUGCUAAAUAUUGCAAGUCCUUGGGCAUGAAAGUAUGUGGCUUAGUUCGGAGAGAGAUUCCUGUUGACCAGCUGAGAUCUCCCUUCAUUGAUGAAUAUUACCUUACACACUCACUGCCUGAUCUGCUUCAAUGUUGUGAUUAUAUCUGUAAUGUAUUGCCUAGUACAGAAGCAACUCGAAACUUGUUGUCUGACAAUGUGCUUUCAAGCUGCAAACCAAAGGCUCGGUUCAUCAACAUUGGACGAGGUGAUGUUAUCAAUGAUGAAAGCUUGCUUGAAGCAUUGAGGCAAGGUUGGAUUGACUAUGCUGUUUUGGAUGUCUUUAACACAGAGCCAUUGCCUCGAGACAGUCCACUAUGGAACCAUCCAAGAGUUACAAUCACACCUCACAUUGCAGCCGAAUCUGCACCAUCACUAAUCAUGGAGACAUUCAAAGAAAACCUGGAAUUGUAUAGACAAGGAAGGGAGUUGAAAUAUCAAGUUGACUGGACCCAAGGCUAUUAGCACGAGAAACCAACCAUAGACUACUGGAUGAUGUCAUACAAUUUUGUGAUAUUCAAUUUUUCAUUCUUUGCAACAACCAUAUUUAUACAACGAUUGGCAGAACGACUGCUAGGAACUGUUAUAUCUACUAGAGAAUUAUCUCUACAAUGCCUUUCUUUGACAAACUACCUCAAUCUGAGGCAGAUAUGAACAAUGAUGAUCAUCAACAGAAAACAGCCAAAUAUGACAUUAUUGUACUGAAGUGUGAACCUUAGUCGGUAGCCCUCUGUCGUCUACUUUCCACUAAGAAUUCAACUGUAAUGGACACUUGAAGAGAUACACGUACAUUGCAUUGAAUCUACAAUAUAUGAAUAACACCAAAUGCUCAUGCAGACUAUAAAGCAGCAUAGUU